AUGGAGGUGAGGGACCGCAGUCGCUCACCGUCUCGCAGGACCAGCAGAGUAGAGCAAGUGGUGGGACGUUGGCUUCGCUGCUCCAGAGAGUCCAUCAACCGAGAGUGUGUGCUAGAGGAUGGGCAUCUUGGUGACCCUGGCUCUCAGGAGCAGAGGAGCUGUCCAAUUAGAGUCCUGGUUAAGAUCCCACUUGACCCCACCCUCAACUUCCAUGGCUUUACUGUUUCAGAACACAGUCCACCCCAGGUGCAGGAUGUGAUAGAAGGUGGUCCUGCUGAUGGAAAGCUUGUCUCUGGUGACCAGCUAUUCAAAAUAAACAAUGUUUCUGUUGAUGAUCGAUCCACAGAACAGGCUGCUGACAUCAUCAGGGAAUGUCAGGGCACCUUAGUAUUGAUUGUCCUGAGAAAUACUGUGGGACCUAAGUCAUCCUUCAUAACUCCAGAGAAGAGAGCAAAGCUGAAGUCAAACCCAGUUAAAGUGAGGUUUGCAGAGGAGGUGAGUAAUGGUCACUCACAGGGUAACUCUUUGCUGUUCCUGCCUAAUGUUCUGAAGGUCUAUUUGGAGAAUGGCCAAACAAAGGCUUUUAAAUUUGAAUCUAAAACCACGGUUAAGGACAUAGUGAUGACUCUGAAGGAGAAACUCUCUAUCACCCGUAUCGAGCACUUCUCUCUGGUACUGGAACAACAAUACAGCAUCAGCAAACUAUAUCUACUGCAUGAGGAGGAGAUUAUUCAACAGGUGGUUGAGAAGAAGGAGACUCACGACUACAGGUGUCUGUUCCGUGUCUGUUUUCUGCCCAGAGAUUUUGAGAACAUGCUCAAAGAAGACCCUGUGGCAUUUGAGUAUCUAUACCUACAGAGUUUGAGUGAUGUAUUACAGGAAAGGUUUGCAGUGGAGAUGAAAUGUAAUACAGCUCUAAGAUUAGCUGCUCUACAUGCACAGGAAAGACUAGCCAGCAGUGGACAAUCCCUAAAAACACCAAUAAAGGCCAUAAUGAAGGAGUGGGGAACUGAAAGCUUUGUGUCCCACACCUUACUGCAAAACAUGAGAGAGAAGGACUUAAAGAAAGCCAUCAGUUACCACAUGAAAAAACUUCUAUCGCAGGAGCCCAAGCUAAAGGUGAUUUCAGUAAAUCAAGCUAGACUGAACUACUUGAUUGAGAUGUCUGAACUCAAGUCUUAUGGAGGAAAGGUUUUCAGUGCCACUAUGAUGCUGCAGGACAGAGAGUCAAUGGUGAGUUUGUUGGUGGGGGCCCAGUAUGGGAUGAGUCAGGUGAUCAACCACAAGCUAAGCAUCAUGACCACACUAACCGAAUUCAGCUGCAUUACCAAAGUGGAACUAUUACCUGAAUCUGAGAGAGUUAGUCUAAUCAAGAUCUACCUGCAGGACAUAAAGCCAAUAACCUUGUUGUUGGAGUCAGUGGCAGUUAAAGAUUUACUGUGUCUGGUGGCUGGAUACUGCAAACUGCUUGUGGACCCUCAGAUCUGUGUGUUUCCCUGGACAGCUAAUUCAAAGAGCCACCGCAUAUCUGCAGAGGAGGGUUAUGUGUCACAUUGUGGCAGUGACUCUGAAGACUCAGACACAGACAUGGAUGCUCUCCUUGCACAUAUUGCUAGCACUAUCAAAAGCAAUGAAAAAGCAGCUAAGCCCAGUGAUAAGAUACCAGGAGAAACUGAUAAAGAACAAAUUGAUGUGGAAAAAGGUGAGGUGGAGAGGGAAGAAGCAGUUGAAAAGAGAGAUAGGGAGAAGGUCAAAGAAACCAUACAUGAAUCUAUAGAUGAUAAUAUUGCAGAAAAAGAAGAAAUAGAUGAUGAGAGAGUGGGGGCAGAAAAGGGUGACAAAAAACAAGAGAAAAAGCCUGAAGAACCACAGUAUGUUAUCAUUGUGAAUGACCCUUCAUCUGAAGAAUCUGAUUCAUACCACACUGAGUCACAUUUCAUGACAAGCAUGUCCAGUGACUCUAUGGAUGCCUUAGAGGAGGACGACCUCAUGACCUACUGCUCUGCCAGAUGCCCAUGCCACUUUCCAGUGAAAGAUUCUUAUUGCUGUGAGGACCGCUAUUCACCGUCAUUUUCUCCAAGGCAAUUGCACAGUGAAGAUUGUCAUUCCCAAAGUGACCUGUGCUCUGCUGAUUCACAUGGUGAGCCUGAGGUUGACCAUUUAUUUAGUUUUGCUGCACUCUCAAAUAUAGUUGAAUGUCUGCCAAGCCCCCCUGAAGCCAAUGAGGAGGAGGAUUGUGAGGAACAGGGAAUAGAAAAAGAAAGCCACAAAAAGGGGUUAACUGCUGUAGCCCCUUCUACAGACUAUGUGUUCACAUUUGAGCAAGGAGACACAAGACACUACUACAAUAUCUGCUCCAAUGUUACACCUGACAGUGCCCGAAGCAUCCUACAACCUCUCUCUCCACCAGGCUCUAGGGAAAGGCAGAUGGAUCAGGAAGGACCUUGAGUGAACGAGGUAGAAACUGUGCCAAUUUUUCAGCCCCCACUAGGAAUUGGAGACAGCUGCUCAGAUGAUGAGUUCUUUGAUGCUCAGGAAAGAUUCACAUCUCCAGAAGAACCCUCCUCAGCAGACAUGACAAAAGUCAGUGAACAAGGGACAGAGGAUCUACAGAAGAAUGAACUGGAGAAAGAAGUGAGGGAAAAAGUGGUUACACACGAUUUAUCAAGGUUCCAUAAAAGACCCAAAAAGCGUCGCUCAUUCAUGGAAACAAAUUACACAUCCAUGGUAUCAUUCCCAGAACAGCAUCACUUAGAUAACAGCUAUGGUUCUUUAUCCAUCAAGAAUGGGACUGGUCAAAUGGCAUGUUUUGAUGGUGGGUGCUCAGAUCAAGAUCCAUGUCCAACAAUCUUACCCCUAACCCAUUCUGAAGGAGAACCAGCACAACUUGAAUUCAAACCCAUCAAUCCAUUCAUAGCCAAUGGAUUGGGAUCCCAUAAUCCCACUGAAACUCAAGUGGGUUUACAUGCAAACAAGACAUAUCAGCGGAAACAGCAACUUAUAGAGAUGGAACCAGAUUCCAUGGAGUCCAAAUCAGUCACUGAGCGAAUGCCCACUGUAUUACCAACUAUAGUAGCAUUGUGCUCCCACAUGGAGCUUCAGGUUACAGGUAACACCAGCAACCAUGGCAGCAAUGAUCAGGAAGAGGGUGCAGAUGGAGGCUUAGUUGAGAGACUGUUUGGAGGCCACUUGUUCUUUGACACAUCUGGAGGAAAGUGUGACAGCAGUGCAUUGUCUGGUCAAAGAAAUGAACAGGGAGACAAACAAAUGGAAUGUUCAUUCCAAAGCAUAUCAUUGACUCAAAAGAGCAGCUCACUGCCAAGACUAAGCCAGAUAACCCCAUCAAGUUUAUCUUGCUUCCAUGUCCCAACUAUAUCAUAUGCUACAAGCUCUGAUACAGAGAGGGAUGAUGAUACUGUAAGAAUAGAAUUUGGUAUGGGAAAACAUGUGGUGGAACCAACAGAGAGGACAAGGAGUAAGUGCAUGUCUGCCACAUCUGAUAGUGGUGUACUACUUUACCCACCAAUACACUUAUUUCCCCAUAGAGAAGCUGUAGUCUGCCCAAUAGUACCAGAAUCUAAUGAAACUGACAGUUCUUGUGACCCAUCCACCCAAGAACUGUCUCCCGGCAUUCCAUCUUUUGAACCCGCUCAAAGCCUCCAACUUGCACCCUGUUAAUGCGGCAUCCUUGGACGACUCUCGGCCUCAACACUUCGGGGAAAGAUCCAGAACCUUCCCCUCUACCUAUCACGUUCUCAGGAAAUGCUUUCUAAUGUCAGUGAUAAUGCUAAGCCUGCAAGAAGGCAUUCGGAAACUCAGCUAAAAAUAAAUAAAGAUGAGGUGGCAAAAGAGGCUUCUGAGGAUGCCACCUUGAAUGAAGGGGUUGCUGAAUUAACAGAGGUAAAAAUGGUUACUAUUGUAUCUGAGGAGCUCACUGAGGUCAUUGAUGAGGUAAGAGAGGUUAGCCACUGUAGUCUUCAAGCAAAUGGACAGCAGAAAACAAAAACUGAACCUAAACAUUUUUCUGUAAUACCCUCACCUUUGUGUCCUACUUUAAUCAACUCUCUCCAGGUUAGCCCUUCAUCAGUAGUGGUUACUACACAAAACCUAAAUGUGCCCUGGGGUGUAGUAACAUCUAAAGAAAUUAUUGGACUACAAGAAUUUAGCCACCCUUCUUCAAAUCUCCCCACAGCUCCCUAUCACCUUACCUCUGGCUGUGAGGUUUUCACAAACUGCCAGUCCAUACCUACAAUAUACCAUCCACAAUACUUGCUCAGCCCAUAUGAGAAACCAGACUUUAGCUGCAGCUCAGCAUUGGCUGUGGGGUGUGAGGCAGUAAUGGAGAGUGCUCAGACCCCAUUAGAGGUCUGCCAAAAAUUCUACACCAACUGUUUCAGUGGAGUCCUGGACAGUGCCAGCUUCGAUGAUGAACUCACUGUCUAUGAGUUUUCCCACAGAACAAAUCAAGGUGAAACAGAGGAUGCACUGCAGAUGUCUAUGCCUCCUUCCUCCCUCUCUGCAUCCCCUGCAUCUUUCUCACCAUCUUCUCCACUGCUCUUAUUCCCACAUAUAGUACUGCCAUCUUUUUCAUCUACAGAGCUCAGUCCCCUUCUAUUCUCCUUGGAUACCCCUGAUUGUUUUCUGUCGGACCCUCAUGAAGAUGUCAUCACUGCCCUGCUGUCUCGCCGGUAUCCCCUACCACCAACAGGAUUCCUUUCUUUGCAAAGGGAUUUGGACACCCUCUUGAGUCUCCUUGCUGGUGCUAUGAAGAAUGAGGAUGGAGUCCAAGAGCACCCCAGGGAUACCUGUGUCGCUCACUUUUCGGAGAACAAAAGGCGAUUACACGUGGAGGCUCAGGGGCUUUUGGCUGGAUGUCAGCGUGUGGUGAGGGUUGGGCAGAAACCAGAAACUCUUCAAUCAUUGUCUCAAAGCUUCCGCUCACUAGUGCAGCUGACAAGCGUGUGUUUAUGCUUCUCCAGCUGCCAGCGGUGUAAGAAGCGCCAUGCCCAAUCACUUACAGGUCUAGAAGAUGUUGCAAAAACAUACCAGGACUUUGCUCGGGAAGCAGAAUUAGUUGGUUGUGCUACUGAAACGAAGACUUGUCACGAUCUCAGCAUUAAACUCCUUGCUUGCAAAUGCACUGCACUUACAACCUCAGUCUUCUGCCUCACCCAGCUCUUUCGUACUCUCACUGCCCUUUGA
Xyrauchen texanus (razorback sucker) is the source of this 5202-nucleotide messenger RNA. RefSeq names its product FERM and PDZ domain-containing protein 1-like. The record is from RefSeq and is a predicted model, not a curated record. NCBI's taxonomy places the organism in Eukaryota, Metazoa, Chordata, Actinopteri, Cypriniformes, Catostomidae. Gene Ontology annotation, molecular function: protein binding. Gene Ontology annotation, cellular component: cytoskeleton.